GAAACCAAAAGAAAGCAAGAUGAUGAGAACAACUUUUUAGGAAAUUUCCCAAAACACUCUCCUCUUCAAAUCAUGGCUUCACGCCGUUCCAGCAGAAAUGGAGUUUUUAGUAGUACCAGCAGCAGUAGUAGUAGUAAUUUAGGAGAUUUAAUGUCGAAGAAACAGAAGAAUGGAGUCACUGGAGCUAAAGAAACCCUAGACGACUAUAUCAGUCAGUUGCCGGACGCACUCUUGGUACAAAUUCUCUCUCUUUUGCCCACCAAAGAUGCCGUCAAAUCAUGUCUUCUCUCUAAAAGGUGGCGUUAUCUCUGGCAUUCAAUUUAUAACUUCCUUUUCGAAGAUUUUUAUUACAAGGAACCAGAAAACUUCAAAUCCUUCGUGGAGAACGUUUUGACUCAUUCCACUUGUUCCAAAAUCAAAAAAUUCAAACUCGAUUUAAGUCACAUCUAUAUAACGAACUUUGAAUCGGAAAUCAACCGAUGGGUUAGCUUUGCUGUGGAAAGAAAAGUGGAAGAUUUUGUAUGGUGUAACCUUGGACUCACUUACCAAUUGCCUCUAUUUAUCUACACUAGUUCUUCAUUGAUUACAUUGGAGUUGCUCUAUUGGGUGUUUGAUAAAGGACUACUCAUAGCUUGGAACUCACUAAAGAGCCUAAAGCUGGAUGUAAUAACGUUAGACGAUGACGAUAUGGUGAAAUUACUGUCAAGUUGUCCUGCGCUGGAAACCUUGGAGUUGUCAUGCUUCCAGGAUUUUCGUCGUCUUGAAAUUACGUCUCCAAAUUUAAAGAGACUAAUAUUAGAUGGUGACGGAGGAUUCGAUUCUUUGGAAAUUGUUGCCCCACAUCUUCAGCAUUUGGAGAUUUCAGGACAUCUUGGACAUCUCAUGUGUAGGCUAGUAAAUGUUUUCUCUUUGGUUACUGCCAGCCUCACUUUUAGCAUUAUCUGUAUCAAUGGGGAUGGCGGGACUUAUAUUGGGGAAGAGGAAGAGGAAGAUGAUGUUGAGGAAGACAAUUGUCCUGAUUAUCAUCAAGCUUUCAGAAACCUUGUUCUGGACUAUCUUGAAAAGUUGAGUCAUGUGACUUAGCUCAAAAUUGGAAGUUGGUUAGCAGAGGUUUGUUUUUAUGUCAAACGACCUUAUUUGAUAUCUGAUUUUUACAAGAGAAUUGCAGGAUGUAGAUUAUGAAAAGAGCCUUCAGAAUGAAUAUAAUUAUUCCGUGAAAAAAGAAUUUUUGGUUGAAUAACUGAAAGAAUUUUUCUUUAAUGCA
This is a messenger RNA of Nicotiana attenuata, 1264 nucleotides long. RefSeq names its product F-box/LRR-repeat protein 25-like. The transcript has a single exon. Bases 73 to 1083 code for a protein of 336 amino acids. The record is from RefSeq and is a predicted model, not a curated record. NCBI's taxonomy places the organism in Eukaryota, Viridiplantae, Streptophyta, Magnoliopsida, Solanales, Solanaceae. Gene Ontology annotation, molecular function: protein binding.